AUACUUUAGAAUGCGUUUUAAAUUUAACACCUGACACCUGUUGCUUUGUGGCUAUAAAUAGCUGGACGCUUUAAGCAGAAUGCAGUCACAAUGCCGGAACAAAUCCAAUGGCCGGGACUUCUGACUCUACUCCUUAUUAUGGUUGUAGUUGUUCGGGGAGCCCUGGACGGGUCCGGAAGAUGUGGAUCCUACGAGUGCCGUCUCACCAAUCCAAUCUGUCGAUGCGAGUCCUUCUGCCAGGAGUCUAGUCAGCGGUGCUGGAAAUCCCCAACGGGCUGCCACUGUGCAAGGGGUUACGCCCGUGACGAACGCGGAAACUGUGUACCCCUUAUAAUGUGUCCCUAAAACAGGAUCAAUAAAACUUAAAUAUUUUGAUUACAUUUUACACCCUAA
Molecule: messenger RNA, 393 nt
Organism: Drosophila suzukii
Lineage: Eukaryota; Metazoa; Arthropoda; Insecta; Diptera; Drosophilidae
Source: RefSeq, a predicted model, not a curated record